AUGGCUGUGCAAAACCACGCCAACUCUCGCACUCUCGAACGGCCCAAAAAUAGGAUUGGUAAGAAUGAGCUUAGGAGCGUGAUGAAGACGCUUCCAUGCUUUCGCAGAGCAACUAUUAGUUCGCCCCAGAGGUACGAGAAGAGAAGAAUGUUGCAUGCAUUGAAACAGGGCAUGCUAGACUUUUCACCAAGCGAGCGACAGCAAGGUCGCCGAGCUGCAACCUGCGGGCUCGAAACGAUGGAUCCUCGGGCCCUGCGGUGGAGUUCCCCUUGGACUCUCCAAGAGCCACCCUCAAGCCUUCGAUCAGGGUCAACCGGAGAUGGUCGCGCCCCUUUUGUGCGCUGGCACCGCCAUGGUGUCAACUAG
Coccidioides immitis RS is the source of this 366-nucleotide messenger RNA. RefSeq lists its product as uncharacterized. The record is from RefSeq and is a predicted model, not a curated record. Lineage: Eukaryota; Fungi; Ascomycota; Eurotiomycetes; Onygenales; Onygenaceae. The transcript has a single exon. Bases 1 to 366 code for a protein of 121 amino acids.